Molecule: messenger RNA, 1644 nt
Organism: Funneliformis mosseae
Lineage: Eukaryota; Fungi; Glomeromycota; Glomeromycetes; Glomerales; Glomeraceae
Source: the annotation of a GenBank genome assembly
AUGAGUUCGUCAGACUCCAAUUCGUUCUCUAACCUUUCUACGCCGUCAAAUUCUUUGCCGACAAGUAAUUCUCACCGGGAAUCUUUGAUAUUUGAUGAAUAUUCUGGCUAUUCGGGUCCCUGCCCAGCAUGUAACGAACAUAUGAAUUCAAUUGAUCAACUCAACCGUCAUUUGGACGACAUGCAUACGGAUACUUCUAUAGACCAGAAAGAUGGCAUAAUUAAUUGGUUUAAAAAUGCUCAAAGCAACAUUAUGAAGCCACUUUCAAAAACGAGAUUGAACAAUAUCUCCAACCUUCCGCAAUUCGCCAUGAAUAAAUUUAAUGAGAUUGAUAACGGAUUAGACCAAAAUUCAGAAUUAGUAACAAAAGCUCAUUGGAAAAAAGAUGGUGAAAAUAUCGUAUGCUCGAAUUCUACUUGUGAUAAGUCAUUGAAUAUUAGAAACGGCAAACACAAUUGUCGAAAGCAAGCACAGCAUGAUCCUGUCAAUGGAUAUUGGUGCAGAGUAUGCAAUAAUUGUUUUAUUUCUCGAGAGGGUUAUUUAGAUACUGAAGGUGUUAUAAGAAGUCAUACAUCAGCAUUCGUUGAAUUUCGAAAGAAGGGGAUUGAAAGAACACAUUUAGAAGGGAAUCGGCUUGAGAAGCGCCUGGAAAAGCUUGCAAAAGUGUACGCUUUGCAGGUCAAACAGGUUAAUUCUACACAAGGAGGAUUGACUCCUCCUUUGACUGCAAAACAUCGAAGAAGAGCUUCCGAGCAGUCAAUUGUUAAAUGGGAGGAUGAUGCGUCUGUGACAAAUUGCCCGCUGUGUGGAACGUCAUUUGGCAUGAUAACCAACCGCAAACAUCAUUGUCGCCUAUGUGGACGCGUUGUUUGUGAAAAAUGCUCAUCGAAAAUUUCUUUGAACCUACAUAAUUCAGAAGUAGCAGAUCAAGAAUCUGUCGGCAAAAUUCGCUCCUGUAAAGAGUGUCGCACUGCUGUGUUUAGGCGAAAAGAUUAUAAUGAAGAAAUGGCAAGGACACCUCCAGUUGUUGCGUUAUAUCAGCAAUUAAUGAAAGUCAGAUCUACUAUUGACUCUACAUUGCCUAAAUUUCAAGACAUGCUUAAUAUGUUAAAUAGACAGGAGAUAGUUAAUCAAACACAUGCGGAUUAUCAAGUAGCGGCACGAACGCGAAAAGAAUUAUUGGAAAAUUUUGCACAAUUCGACAUGAUUAGCAAAAAAAUUAAUUCGCUACUUACUUAUUCUGAAUCUGAAAAACGUCUGCAAUCUAAUAUUCACCUCGCUGCUAAUCAAUAUUUACAACAAAGCAUGCUGCCACUUUCAGUAUUACCUAGGAUUUUCAAAAAAGACCAAAAUCAACAAACUAAAGAUCAACAAAUCGAUGACGAUGAUGAUGUCGUACUUGCUUUUGCUAAUGGUAGACCUAGAUCACUUUCAAUGUCUUCUACAAAAUCUGUAAAAGAAGAAAAACAACUUCGCCAACAGUUAGAAGCAUUUUUGGAACAAGAGAAAAAUUUAGAAGUGUUUAUUCAAGAGGCUACUAGAAAAAGAAAAUUUGAUGAUCUGAAAACAUUAAAAAUUUCUUUAGAUGAAAUAAGAAUGGAAAUUACAAAGAAAAAGUCAGAACUUGGUGAUUUAUGGCCUUGA